Molecule: messenger RNA, 6344 nt
Organism: Sphaeramia orbicularis (orbiculate cardinalfish)
Lineage: Eukaryota; Metazoa; Chordata; Actinopteri; Kurtiformes; Apogonidae
Product: protein FAM122A
Exons: 9
Coding region: 673-1332 (219 amino acids)
Molecular function (GO): protein serine/threonine phosphatase inhibitor activity
Source: RefSeq, a predicted model, not a curated record
GCGGCGCUGUUUUCACAGUUGGUGAACUACCUCUAUUUGGUGAAGGACUAUGUUGUAAAAUCUUUCAAACUGUUAAAUUUCAGUAUUUCUCGGGGCAGUGCGGGGCUUUGCUCAGUGUUAGUGGGAGCAGUAGAACCGGUUCUUCAUGCGGACUGAGGACGGCCCGAGUGAGACUGUUUUCGGACAGCUGCUUAGCGGUUUUCCGUGACUGGAGGUUUUACUGCAAACCAAGUUAGCUCAACAGCUAAUCCCAAAAGUCACGUCACCUGUGCGGACUGUUGGUGAAAGUGGGGUGGAAGAGCCGGGAGCCCCGGGUGAGUCUGACCUGUGUGAGGACUAGUUAUUGUCUGUGGAGGAUUUUCCCGUGUUUUAUCUCGCUUUCGAACAGCGAUAAAAUUUGCGUUUCAAACAGCAGCAAGUGAAGCGUAUCUACGGGUUAUUCAUGUCCGUCUGAGUCGCAGUCACCCACGGAUACGGUGUUUUUCUGAGGAAAUGCGGUAAAAAAAACAAACUGCUUCGUUGUUCAGACCGCUGACUUGGCGGCUCGGGGUUUGCUGCAGGUGAGGCCUGCGGGUCGGGCUUCCACCGGGCUUGAGUAGAACCCGACGCCGCCAUCGACAGGUCCUAAGCCCGGCAUUAGGCGCUGCCUCCGUCGGGCCUGCGGACCGCGGUAUGGAACGGAUGGAAGUGGACCAAUGCGCAGGCGCAGCAGGAGGAACAGGAGGCGGGGCACUCCGCAGGUCGAACAGCGCCCCCAUGAUUACCAGCGUCAGUGAUGGCAUGACUGUCUUCAGUCCGGUGUCUUCAGCUCGAUACCGGCGCAGCAGUGUGUCCAUCAAUCCCAGCUGUCCGUCACAGCUUGUCCCUCUCUCUCCCUUCUCUCUGACCGGAGACAGACUGGACCAGAAGAGACAGGAGGAGAAUAUGGAGAUGACACUCAGAGGGAGUCUGCAGAGACUAAGUGCUUCCAGUCUGAUCCCAGCUCCUCCAGUCAGUCAAUGGCAUGAACACACACCAGCGUGGAUCCAGUCCCAGGACAGCGGCAUCACACCAAACUCCUCCCCCAGCCCCACCAGGAGGUUCAGACCAGCAGUCAGCGCCGUGAGGUGGCCUCCACUAACGCCGCUCAAACGGAAAGGAGGAGUGGAGUCUGACGGACCCCCUAAGAAGCUUUUUGUUGCUGGGGUAACUGACCCCGCCCACCGCAGCAGCUACAUGGUCAGUGUGUCUCAGUCGGCUGCAGACUCUCCUCCACCUGUAGGGGGCGUCAGUCCUCAGUCUCCUCCCCCGUCGUUCACCUCCUUCACCCCCCACCAGCACCCCGGACACUAAACCCCUCAGCCUGACCCCUGACCCUUUCACUGUGGGGUGAGACAGACACACCACCAUCACCCGCAGACCAGCUUCACUGUAAGUCCCGCCUCCUCUGCAGCCUCAUUGGACGGUGAGGAUCAUAUCAGCUCAGAUUCAGAAACUGAUGAACCAACGGCGGUUUUGUUUUGGAUUCCAUGCGGUCCGGUCGGAUUUCAAUUCAUUGGAAAACCUCAAAAGUGGGACGGUGAAGAUGAAUCAGGGCUGGGCGAUGAGUCGAAUUCAUGCGACUAUUUCCAACUUUUAUGCAAUGCGUCAAAUGUUACGACACGCAACAACAUAUCUGGCCCCUCUAAACACCUUUCAUAUCAGAUUCUGACAUCAGAUGUUGUCAUCAGAUGUUAAAUCCACUCUGUAAUAAAGCAACAGCUCAUACACUUAAGAUAAACUUGUCUGAGUCAAUGAGUACAGAUACAUUCACGCUAAUAUUUCAGUAUUCUAAACAUUUAACAUUAUAUUCUGAAUCUGAAUUUUUUCCCUAAUGGAGAUUUUUCUGAUGAAGACAUGUUGGCUAGAACCACAAGAGAUGAUAUUCCAGUGUUUUGAGAAAGCAGUGGACAUACACACAGCAUAUUCUAAAUAUACAUCUACACAUGUCCACAAAUCAGGAAUAUACUGUAAAGAUUUUAUAUUCCACUUUUAGAGAAGUGUCGGAUCAUUUCUGUAAUUUGUAAAAGAAAAAAAAAAAAUCACAAGCACUUCAGCCACAAAACUUAAAGCAAUUUAUUUAUUGGAGAUGAACAAAAUCACAAAUAAAUGAAUAUUUUUCGAAUUAGGAAAAAAGGUUGGAUCACCUCAGGGACAUAGUUAUGUGAAAUAAAAUAAUUUAAAAAUCAGAAAAGUUGUAAUUGUUUGGAUUUAAGAAAUUUUAAUUUUAGUACAAUUGAUCCUUUCCCUUUUAAAAAGAAUCCACAUCUUUGUUGUGACAUCAAGUAAUGUGUCACUGUUUAACAAACAAGAAGCGUUAAUAGUAAAAUGAAAAUAUCUGCCGCCUCGCCUCCCCCAGCCCAGAGGAUUCACCACCGUCUCCAUCUUGAAUUCAUCACAAAAGUUUGAUGUUGCAGAGGAUUUUGGGAAACUGAGUACGGUCUUGGCAUCAUUUCUGAGCUGCACCUCUGAAGUGUCCAUCAGGUCAGUGGACUGGUUCUGUGCUCUGACCAAUCAGAGGACGCCGUUUGUGAAUGUCCAGAACCCUUCUGAGUGAAUAUUUGUCGGUUCUGAAGAUGAGUCAUUACCAGGAGAGGUUCAAGAAGUCGUAUCAAACAGAACCUCAAGUGAAGACAUCUGAACUCAGAAGCACUUAAACCAGUUCAGUUUAGCAUCAGUCACAUUUCUGCUGAACUGAAUCCAAUUCACUCAGAAGCAAAAACACACCAAACUGAAAACAUGAAGGUUUGUUGUUUUUUUUUAAUCCGAGUCUCAACCAGUGAAACCGACAUGGGUUUUACAUGUCGGUAAAUGCAGCCUUGAAGAUUUUUGUGUUUUAACGAAAGGUUUCUCCUGCCUGAAGCCUUCUGGUUUCUUUUUGUGGCAGACUUCCGGCAUCUUCAUCUGCAUGUGUUGCACUUCAGCCGACGGGAUGCCGCGUUUCAUGGUGGCAGACGGUUUAAUAAACCGCCUGCUUGUUAAUAGUGUAUGAAUAUGUGAAUAUCUUUGUAAAUACUGACUCUGCACUCUUCAUCUGCCACAUCAUGUUCUCUGUCCGACUUCAGUCCAUCAUUUGGCCAUUUUUCAAGGUAAAACCAAAUCUCAAAAGACAAAGAAAACAGCUUGUUCAAUAUUAAUUUCUAAACCAAAACGUUAUGGUGGAUAAAGACUUGUUUUCCUGUUUAAGGUGAUAUUGAAUGUUGUUUAAAUCCAUCUUGGGGGUUAUAGUCUUACAGUCGUUCACUGGUUUACAAGUCAUUAUAGCUUUUUUUUUUUUUUGUCUGUUUUUCAAGAUUUGGUUUUGAUUUGAAAAAUGGACAAACAAUCGAUCCAUGGAUUUCAGUCAGCCCUCAGUAGCUUUUUGUUUCUUUCUCUUUAGAAAGGUCAACAGGGGUCAGAGGCAGUUAGCUUUUUGCACUUGCACAGUUUUGUACAGUUUUGUAUCCUCACUCAUCGUUCGUGCCUAAAUCAGGUGGUUUCAGCAUCGUGUCACCUGUCCGUACAUCGUACGUCUCUAUAAGCUGUUUUUAUUCCAAAAAAAAGUCUGAACACGUCUCCAUCCGAGUCGUGAACAAAGUUUCCAAAUCUCUUUAAGUGACAGAUUUGAUUUUCAUUUUCUGUCGUCGCGACUUUGCACAGUUACAGUUACACCAUUUUCAUUGUGUUCUGUCGCCAUGGUAACAGAUCUGCAUGCUGUAAAAUUUUGCUGCUUUAUGUGUUUUUUUCUUGUUUUAUUUCCAGACUUGUUGUGUCUGAGGGUCUUUCCUGUUUCACUUAAUCAUCAAAAUUUGGCUUUAAAUCCUAAUAAAGACACGUGAAGUCUUCUAAAGACAAUUGUCUUCAGUAGAGUGAUAUUACAAUAUGAAUUUUAGCAGCAUUACACUGAGAGAAUCAUUAUUUGACAAUUUAAAACCUCUACAAAGAUUUUAGAAUGAAAGACAACAAUGACAAUUUUUCAUGACCAAAAAAUGUAAUAAAAACUAAUACAAUAAUUAAAACUGAAGAAUUUUUAACUAAAACAUGGAGAAAUUAUAUAAAUGAAAAACUGACCGAAGAAAAUUAAGAUAUAAUAGAUCACAUCAAAAAUCAGUGUAAUUUAACAUUGUCUAUUGUUUCCCUUUAAUUUACAAACAAAAAUUAUACAAGAAAAUUUCAUACAUUUCAUUUAAUGUGACCAACUUGUCACAAUAAUUAUACUUUAUUAUAUAAAGUGUAAUAUUGUCGUAACAUGAUAUUAAUAUGCUUUCAUUUUAGGAUUUUGUCAAGUAAACGGUACAGAGUCGGGUGGUUUUUGACUGAAUCUUAUUCUUAAGUAAAUAUAAAAUAUACAUAAUGUUUUUGUUCUAUUUAAGCAGCUGAAGCAUUGCAUCUUUUAACAUUUUUUAUUUCAGUUUGUGUUUUCCCAGCACGAAAACAGAUUACACAUUACUAUUUUAUCCUUGACUAAAAAAAUGUUUGGUUUUAAAUAAAAUACUUCGUCUUCGAAUGUAAAAAUUUUAAUCAAUAGAAGUAAGAAUUUAUGGAAAAGCGUUGCAAACUGUUGACUUUAUUGAAAUUUGGCUCGUUUAAAUUAUGUGAGAAUCAGGAAAAAGUUAAACUAAAUAACCAUACACAUUCUGGUGUCCAAAUCUGUCAUUUUUGGACAAAUAAAAAAUAAAAUCAACUCUUACAACUUGUUUUUUCACUCAUACUUUUGAGUUUUCAUACUCGUUUCAUAAUGUGGACAUUUUUAACAUUGAUCUGUGAGAAGCAGGAGGGAUUUUCUCUGAUGUAACAAGUCGCUGCCAAAUUAAACUGUCGUGACGCUUUAAUGUUUAAUGUAUUUGAACUUUGCACAGAAAUCUUUCCGUUCUGUUGGCGAGAAUGAAGACUAACCGUUUGUUUGUAGCUGGAUCCAAAUGUGACGUGGACUCCGCACAAAUAACAGCUUCAGAAAAUUAUUACAAUUUUUUUUUUUUUUAAGCCAAAAAGCUUCAAUACACAGAGAGGUCGGAAAGUGUGAUAAUCUUUUUGUUUUAUGUAAAAUUUAUAUCCAGUAUUGACCAGAUUCUGCCCUCACGGUUUUACAAACUGUUAUCUGUGAGUUUUUAAUUUAUUAUUUUCAUUUACUAUCAGUUCAAUCCAAACUCUGUUCUUCUGUUGAAUGUUUUAGUUGUGAUGGACAUUUUAUUUGCUAGUUUUGUGGACGAAAUGCAUCAUUAAAUAGGAAACUAUUGACAUUCUUGUUUUGAUUUUUUUUUUUCUAUAGCCUAACUAAAAAAAGCUUCAUCUCUUCAGUUUUUAUGUCCAAAGGCUCCAUGUUUUUAUCAGUCAGAAACUUUAUCACACAGCUGUUUAUCUUUUUUUUUUUCCUGAUGAUUCAGCCAAACAGCUCCUCCCACUUCAAGGCUCAUGAAAAUUACGACAAAUCUUCGGUCAUGUCGGAGCUGUCGGGUUUUAUUGUCUGUUCUGUUUGGUGACACAUUAUGUGAAAAAGAUCAUUUUGGUUUUAACGCUGUACAAAUCAAAGCUUUGUGUCUGUUUCACAUCCCAUAACAUUUUUGUCACAUGAUGCCAGUGAAACAAGUAUAAAAUGUUUUGGGGGCGUUGAGUCAAGUGAGCAGUUUUCAGUAUUAAAGUGAUGUUUCAACCUGGGACGUCGCUGAUUUUUCAGCACAAAAAACAGCAGCGAACUUCUGAAUCAGAAGCUUCAUGUUCAAUCUAACCUCGGCACUUUAGUUCUCAAACCCAUCAAUCCAAAACACAGCCCUCUAGAUACUACACUACCCAUGAGCCUUGGAAAAAAAAGGGCAAAACAAUCAUUAUACUCAGAAGUUUUACAUGUAAACAUUGGCUGUAGCCUCUACAUUUUGGUUCUUUGACUGACUGUAGAAUCUAUAAUACCCAUGAACCUCUGCUGUGGUUGCACACCGUUGCUGCAAUGCAUCUUGGGGGCUGUAGUUUAACAGUUUGACAUUGAAGUGCUGAAAAAACCCACUAAUUGACCAGAUUGAAGGACGGCUUUAUAAAGGGCUGCUAGAGAUUUCCUAGAGAUGAUAAAGGGAAUUUAAAAAAGAAAAAAAAAAGCACAUUAUGAAAGAAUUCACAAAAGUAUUUUCUCAGUGUAAAUAGUUGUUUUCCUCUUCUUUUUGUUCUGACAAAUUCUCUAAAGAAGACAAAUGAGAUGUAUUUUUAUGCAACUGAAAAUUCAGAAACUAUAUUCAUGUCUUCAUUCCCUCCUGACGGCUAUAAAAACAACUUUAGUUUUUAGUGACAGCUCUUCAUGUACACUCUAUAAAUAUAUUAUAUUGUAUAUGAAAACUAUCAAUAAAUGAAUCUGUAUCAUA